This is a messenger RNA of Prunus avium (sweet cherry), 755 nucleotides long. Lineage: Eukaryota; Viridiplantae; Streptophyta; Magnoliopsida; Rosales; Rosaceae. The record is from RefSeq and is a predicted model, not a curated record.
AUAAAUGAAGAAACAAAAAACCACUAGCAGGCAAUUACUCUCUCUCUCUCUCUCUCUCUCUCUCAUACAGAACCCAACACAACACACAGAAAGAUUUGAGCUUUCAGGUCAGUUUUAGGAGGGAAAAUUCCAAAUUCCAAAACCCAAAACCCAAAACCCCAUUUGAUUAGAGCAAACAAAGAGAGAGAAGGGCCAAGGCAACAAAAGCCUAAAGAUUUAUAAAGCCAUUGAAGUGUUUGAAGUUUGAAGAUAAAUUCGACCCAGAAAGAAAAAGUUUGAAGAGAGCGAGAGAGAAAACCAGAGAAAAAAAUGUUUGCAGCAGAAAAUGGACUCAAAGGAGACCCAAGGCUCCAAGCAAUAUCUGAAGCCAUCAGGGUUGUGCCUCACUUUCCAAAACCAGGAAUAAUGUUUCAAGACAUAACAACAUUGUUGCUUGAUCACAAGGCCUUCAAGCAUACUGUCGACAUUUUUGUUGAUCGCUACAGAGACAUGGACAUCUCUGUUGUUGCCGGGAGGGGAUUUGAACUCGGGUGCAUAUUGGGGAGCACACCCGCUCUAGCCAACUUGGCUAAGCCCAUUUCUGCAGUUCUAUCAAUUUUUAGCCAUACGGUUAAAGAAGGUUUUGAUGAAAUUCAAUUUUUUUUUCUUGGUACUUCAUUUAAUAAUAAGCUAUUUGCAUUUUCUCCUGCAUUGCUGCAGUUUUGGUCGCUCGGAACGUUGUUUCUGAUUUUUGAGGAUUUUUUUGCCAUUUGAAA